Molecule: messenger RNA, 1838 nt
Organism: Suricata suricatta (meerkat)
Lineage: Eukaryota; Metazoa; Chordata; Mammalia; Carnivora; Herpestidae
Gene: TSKS
Product: testis specific serine kinase substrate
Exons: 11
Coding region: 83-1750 (555 amino acids)
Cellular component (GO): centriole
Molecular function (GO): protein kinase binding
Source: RefSeq, a predicted model, not a curated record
AGGGACUUUGAGGGUCAGUGGUCAGAGAAAGUGAGAGUCUCAGAGGAAGGAGCCCCCGGGAGCAGGGCCCCCCACCUAUGCCAUGGCGAGCACGGUGGUGAAGACCAUCUGGCAAUCCAAAGAGAUCCAUGAGGCUGGGGACCCCACUGAGGGAGUCAAGAGCAGCUCCCAGCUGGUCCCUGAGGCUCCUGGGGGCGUGACCACCCUGGCCAAGGGGAUCCCGAAGAAAAAGAAGGCCGUGUCUUUCCACACGGUGGAGCCUCGAAUGUCCCAGGAGCCAACGAACUGGGGCCUGAACCUCAGAAAGUCCAUGGCCUAUACCAAUGUGUCACUGUUAAACCCGGCGGCCACCAUGGAGCCCACAGACUCCUCAGGGGCAGACUCGGUCACACAAGACAGUGGCUUGCUGGCACUGUCAGUGUCCCCCGCCUCCCCCGCCACACCCUGGGCUUCGGAUGACCCAGACAUCAUGGAAAUACUGAGUGUGGUCAACAGUGGAUUGGUCUGGGCCAAAGACUCCAUCACCAGCUUGAAGGAAAAGACCACCAGGGUUAACCAGCACGUGCAGACACUGCAGAGUGAGUGUUUGGUGCUGAGCGAGAACCUAGAGAGAAGGCAGCAAGAGGCGGAGGAACUAGAAGGUUACUGUAGUCAACUCAAGGAGAGCUGCCUGAAGGUGACCCGGUUGGUGGAAGAUGCUGAAAUAAAAACCAACUUCCUGAAGCAGAACUCUACCCUGUUGGAGGAGAAGCUGCGUUAUCUCCGGCAGCUGGUGCAGGAUGAGACACCAUGGAGGCAGGAGGCCAAGCUGCAGGAGCUAGAGCAGAAACUGGAGGCUGGCCUCUCCCGGCACAGCCUGGGCUCCACCGCCCAGCCCCCUGGCAGCUCUGACCCUCCCGGGAGCCCCAACGAACCCCGGCAACCGUGGGCCGUGGCCCCAGGCGGUUGGGGAAUGGGGCCGCGGGCAGGGGAGUGCCCCAACUUGCGUGAGCUGGAGUUACAGAAGGUCUCUUACAGCCUUGAGGAGCUGAGAAGGGAGGUGUCCUCGCUGACUGCCAGGUGGCAUCAGGAGGAGGGGGCGGUACAGGAGGCCCUGCGGCUGCUUGGGGGCCUGGGCGGCAGGCUCGACGGCUUCCUGGGCCAGUGGGAGCAGGCGCAGCGGGAACAGGCGCAGACUGCGCGGGGCCUAGAGGAGCUGCGGGGCCGGACAGAUGAGCUGUGCACAAUGAUGGAGCGAUCAGCAGUGUCUGUGGCUUCACUGAGGAGCCAACUGGAGGGGCUGGGCCCAAUGAAACCUAUCCUGGAGGAGCUGAGGCGGAGCUCUCGAAGAGGGUCUGACCUCCCCAUGAACCUAGAUCGGCCACCUCUAGGCUCCUGUGUCCGCUGUCCUAGUCAGGGGCAGCCGCUGAACACAGAGUCCCUGCAGCAGCUGCUGGAUGGAGCACUGACGCCGCUAGUGGACGAGGUGAAACAGAGAGGCCUGGUUCCCGCCUGCCCCAACUGCCAGAGGCUGCACAAGAAGAUUCUGCCCGCUCCGGCAAGCCCAGCUGCGUCUACACUCCUCUCCCCAGGAGCUGGAGCGCCAGGCCUUGGCCAAACACGUCAGGGCAGAGGCCCUCAGCUCCACCCUGCGGCUGGCCCAAGAGGAAGCCUUGCGGACCAAGAACCUGCUGCUGACGGACAAGAUGAAGCCAGAGGAGAAGGGGGCCACUCUGGACUAUCUACGCUUGAAAACGUGCUCCCUCCAUGAUCAACUCAGCAACCUGCCACUUGAGGGGUCCACAGGACCAAUGCGGGGAGGAAGUGGCGGGGCAACUCCCCCAACACGGGGGAGCCCG